This is a messenger RNA of Synchiropus splendidus (mandarinfish), 3208 nucleotides long. RefSeq names its product HemK methyltransferase family member 1 (gene hemk1). Gene Ontology annotation, biological process: protein methylation. Gene Ontology annotation, molecular function: nucleic acid binding; protein methyltransferase activity. The transcript has 11 exons. The record is from RefSeq and is a predicted model, not a curated record. Bases 1010 to 1807 code for a protein of 265 amino acids. NCBI's taxonomy places the organism in Eukaryota, Metazoa, Chordata, Actinopteri, Syngnathiformes, Callionymidae. Gene Ontology annotation, cellular component: mitochondrion.
UCCUGGAGACAUACAGGUCCUAAAGAGGUGGCAGGCUGCAACCCAUCACCUUCUCAGCAGAACGCACCAAUAACUACAAUGCUGUGCUUGCUGUUUUUGAACCCCCUUUCAGAGACUGUGAGGAUAUUCUCAAGAAUGUCCUUGGCAGUAUCUGUCAUGUUGCGUUGUUGGAGUAAACAUGUGUUUGCAUGAGGAAAAGAUUAUUGGGCAGCCUUACUUCAUCUUACUUUAACUGACAUAUACAACACAUACAAAAGGUAUAUGUCAUGUAAAAUUUUCAAAUCUCGUGACAGCCCUGCUCGUGUAAGAAAUAUAUUUCAAAUUCAAAGGCAGAUAUUUCAUAGUAGACUGACUCUGUAUCCUACAGUCAUGUCACCAUGAAGGAGGAGUAAUCUUUGUAAAGCCAAUCCACUACUUUGUUUGUUUAACGUGUAUUUCAACUUGGAUCACUGUUUUAGCUUGGGCUUCUUCAAUGACCUCUGUGACUUAACAACAGUGGAAACAGUUGACGGUUGUCAUUACAUACCUGGUAUGUUAUUUUGGGGCCGAGAGUUGGAUGGAACUCACUGAAAAAUAUGCAUUCUAUUCUAGUAGCCAUGUUCAGCUACUGUUAGCAGCCGGACUUGAGCUCGCUACCAGGCUAACUUCCCGUUUUUGAGUCGACUCACGAGGAGGCAAGCUCGAAACAGAAGAGCAAUGAAACCACAUGUAUUCACACAAGCGUUUUGGAAGUUUACAUGGCCAAAAACAGACCGUUCUACACGCAUAUUUCAAGACAUCUGACUGAUCCUACGCUGGAGCAUAACAACAAUGAUGCGUUCAGCCCGAAUCCUUCCGGACAUGGUGGAGCUCCUUUGUACGCACAUGCAGCACCCCGGCUUUCCCCUCCGCCCCCAUUACGGCUCUCCAGGCUGUCGACUUAUGGAGGAGGCACUUUGAGCAGAGCGGUGUGACGGAGCCGGGUCACUCCAGUCGCUACAUCCUGGCACAUCUGCUUGGUGCCAAAACUAUGGGAUGUCUGGAUCAGAAGAAGCUGUCGCACUUCCUCACCCAAGAAGAAACAGAGCGGAUGUGGACGCUCUGCUCUCGACGACUCUCCAGAAUGCCUGUCCAGUAUGUGAUCGAGGAGUGGGACUUCAGAGACGUGACCCUGAAGAUGAGGCCUCCUGUCUUCAUUCCACGGCCCGAGACAGAGGAGUUGGUUGAGCUGGUUUUGACAGAUCUUCUAAAGGAGAGGGAUUCAGGCCCAAAGGUGUGUUUGGAAGUGGGCUGUGGAUCCGGAGCUAUUUCUCUCUCUCUGCUGAAGAAGAUUCCAGAGCUUACGGCUGUCGCCUUGGACCAGAGCCGCGACGCUGUGGACUUAACAAGGGAAAACGCAUUAAAGCUCAGCCUUCAGGACAGAUUGCAGCUCCACCACUUGGACGUCAUUAAAGAUGCGGACGCUGUGCUCAGAGUCUGCGGUCGUGUCUCUGCAGUGGUCAGUAACCCCCCCUAUCUCUACUCGGAGGAGAUGGCGGCCCUGGAUCCUGAGAUUUUAAGGUUCGAAGACCCGGCCGCCUUGGACGGGGGAGCGGACGGCUUGAGCGUGAUCCGGCAGAUUCUGACUCUGGCGCCGCGUGUGUUAUGCGAGCGUGGCCGUGUUUACUUGGAAGUGAACCCGAGACACCUUGGGCUGGUUCAGCGGUGGGCGGAGGAGAACCCGGCGGAGCUGAGUUACAUGGAAACACGACACGACAUCAGCGGCAGGCCGCGCUUUUGCAUCCUGCAGAAAGAGGAGUCCAAAGACCAGGAAAUGGAUCUGGAUUGAGUAACUGAGAUCCUAUUACGUUGCUUUAGCCCACUUUGCUUAAGCCUAGGCUCCCCUCGCCCCCCCCCUCCCUCGCCCCGGCCGAGCACCAUCCCGCUGCACUUUACACCCCUUUAAUCCUGUGAAAUCCUUGUUUCACGGAAGAUGCUAUCAUUUCAAACCGACGAUAAAUCAGCAAACAUUCGCGGCGGCAUCCUCUGCCAAAGACAACAAACAAAAAGAAAAGCAACGCAUGUGCAAGUUUGCAUAAAGCGGCUCAAAGCUGAAGGUAAUUACAGAGGCUUUUCUCAGAAACCUCCCUCUCGGUAGCUCUCCCUCCUCCCAGGAAGCGUUUAGUAGUUCUGUGAAUCGGCUGAUGAAAAGUCCUCCCCUUCGCUUGUCCGCGCUGUGACUCAGACGCAGGCUCUGGCAGAAAUGCACGCAGUAUUGACACGGUUGCCCCCGGGCAGCCAUUUUCCCCUGGCCACCAUAGAAUUGCGCCGAUCAUAUUGUUCUUGGAUCCAACAUGAGAGAAUAUUCAGCAGCUCGAGAGGUUUCCAGAGAGACAGGAGUCCGUCCUUCCAACAUCAAAACAACACGGUGCCUUCGAGGAAACCUUGCCUCUCUAUGAUUACACGUCACAUACACGCCAGCUGUUUCGGGUUUGAAUCAUAUGGCUUCAGCUCCCCACCCCCACAUGCCGUCUCACCUGGCCGCCACAGUUAUUCAUGUUCAACGUAAAGAUAGUUCUGGCGGUGUGAUAACAUCAAACAGAAGUGACGCAGGAUAACGGCAAGUUCACAAGGUUUCCAGCUGGUGACUCCAGCCAGAAAUAUGUCGACAUUAUCAGUCAUCUACUUUUUGAAUAUGAACUAAUACUAGUGUUGUAAAUGUUUACUGCUUCACCCAGUUUAUUAUUGACUGCUGCCACCAUUUUAUUGUUGUUUUUCGACGCCGGGUGACCUCACUUUCUAAAAGGCUGUAUUUUUGCGACAAAGCGAAGUCAGUUACUCAUGUUUACCUUCAGAACAAUGUUGUCCUUGCUAACUGCGGUUACUUGUUUUCCACUUCCAUUUGUCAGAAGUUACUCACUUUCUAAACCUGAUAGAAAAAUGAAAAGUAUGUAUUUGUAAUCUGGAUUUAUAGAUUUCACCUCCUAUUUUAUUGACACAGUUGUACCCACCAGUGGUAUAUUUUAGUUAUAAACCAGGAUGUAGUUUGUUCAUAAUUAAUGUUGUUUUGCCUAAAUCUUCCUCAGUGAAUUUGUCGGAGUAUAUAAGCACUGAACGUAUUCAAAUAAACUGCACUAGUUGUCUACAUUCGACUAUAUAUCGUAUUUAUUCCGGACAAAUACUGUGCGGAGGUUUUGUUUUUCCUGUUUUAAGUCGAAGAUGCUUUACUGCUUUAGUCUCCUGUUUAAUC